AUGGCUGGCGCGGCGGUCCGGCCCCAGGUGCUGCGCCAGGCGCCCUUCGAGGAAGCCUUGGAUCCGCGAGCCUUUGUGCAGAGCUCUUGGCUUUACGGACCUCCGCGUGGAGAGCUCCAUCCUUGGGCCUGGGAUUUGUGGCGGGCCAAUGGCUCCGUUGACUGCAGCUUUCCGAAAUCUCGCCAGGGGCGCAAGAUCUACGAGCCAUGUGGCCCCAUGCCGCGGAGCAACCUGCGACGCAUCCUUGCCUUCUUCACAGGUUAUCUGAACCUCACCUUGGACAUUGACACCCUCAUGUUCCAGUUCCAGAGCCCGGGGGAGCAGUUGGCGCUGCGACCCACCGUGCAAGGACAGCCUUGCCGAGGGCCUUGGGACGUCCACGACUUCAACUUUCAUGGAGGAUAUCCACUGCGACUUGUACGGGCUGGAAGAUACUUGCAUCAGUGGCUGAUCUUGAACGCAACCUGUGGGAACUCCACUGCGACGCUCGAGUUCCGGGUUUGGCCGCAGAGCGUCGAUCUCCACAUCAUCCCCGAGGACGGCGCGUCGGUGCCUGGCUUCCAGGAGGAACUGGGGCAUGCCACAUCCACAGUCAUGGGUGGGCCGGGAUACGGUGCUGCCGCGUAUUGCCUGCGGUGUCAAGAUGCGUGCCUUUGGAAACGAUUGAUCGCAUCUGGUCCACGUGGUUGCUGCCCGUUGGGCGAAGGGUUGUGUGGAUCUGGUCCCAAACCGGCGUGCUCCGUCCCACUGAACGACUGGAAUGCUGGAUCGGUUCCGCGGCUGACUGUGCGGGAUGCUGCUGAAGGGCCACUCUGGCCUGCGCUCUCGACAGGCAGCUUAUUUCCGGGGAAGCGCCACAUCUGGGGCGACGGGCAAGCUUGGAGGGUGGAGCUCAGCUCUCGCAACGAGAGCAUCGUGCAAAAUGACGGCUACGAGGUCAUCUUGACGAACCCAACUGUCGAGAGCAUCGACUUUCGGGUCAUUUUUCACAUCGCCGCCCCCAAGAAGAUCACGGGUGUUGCUGCAGCGCUGCACAACGGUACCACGAAGCGACCUUCAGGACUUCAUCUGCAGAUCAGCAAGAACUGGCACGACAACGAGUGCUUCUGGGAUCGCAUCAGAUAUGACGGAGAGUGGUAUUCAGCCGUGGUCCACGUGCGGGUCCCGCCUCGGAGCCGCUUGAAAGGUGAGCUCCUGGUGGCCUACCAGUUCUUCGGCAAGCUCCACACCGUCUCUCAUGCGCAGCUCUGUCUGAUAGGCUGGGUUGGAUCAAAUGGUCUCUGGGAAGAGGUUGGCCUGGGCACCGAGGGUGAAUCCAUCACCUUCGAGCCCAACCUGCAGCAGCGGCGAAACCUGGUCCUUGACACGCGGCCCUUCCUUGUUUGCAAGAUGGAUGAGCCCAAGUGCACAUGUCAGAAGGAAGUCAACGCGAGCGGAAGGUUUGCGCAGCACCUGUGCCAUGUUGACAAGGUGGAUGGCUGCGUGGGAGAUGUUAACGUCACUGGCUGGACGGAAAACCAUGGCGGAUCAGACUUCUUGACGGCAGUGGACCCUGGUGGGUCGUUCCAGUACUUGACGAACGUGACCGUCACACACACAUCGAACGGACCCCGGCUAACGAAUGCGACUUACACGGGAGUGACAGUCGAUGGCGCCAUCCGAGUGGAGCGGACCGUCUCCACCUGGGCGACGGAGGAUUUCCCCCGCCACUUGCACUCCUUUCGCUACGAGGUCCUGAAGAAUGUGACGUAUCGGCGCCUGGCCUUCUACCUGCUGGGUGGGGAUUGGUACAACAACGUCCUCAGCCCGAGCCUUGCCUUCGGAGAUUCCAAAGGCUUGCAGCACCAUGUCUCGAACAUCUCAGCCUCGUUGGAGCAGUUCGAGUACUCGAAGGACUUGAAGAAUGUGAAGUUCUGUCAGGAGCCACCUUGCUGGUUUGCCCUACUCACGCAGACUACUCAGGCCGACCGCUACGCGCACCGCGGGCUGGUGGUGCGGCGCUGGCGCGGGCGGAUGGGGGGAGAGGAGCUGCCCGAAGAUCGAGGCUUCGCCUUUUCCGUCAUCGGCUCCCGGCAGUGGGGCGAGGCCACGCCCACGCUGGGCCUGGAGCUGGGCCCGGGCAAGAAGAGCCUCGAGGCCGGGGACGUGAUCUCAGCAGAUCUGGAGCUGCUCCUGUAUCCCAAGACGGAAGAGGUUUACUACGGGCCCUCCAUGCGCCUCCGCAACUGGCUGUCCAUGGAGCCCUGGGAGGUGGUGCAGCGUGCCGCAGUGGAAGCCCAACUCAAGGUGCAAGUGGUUGAAGGCGUCCUCCAGCGCAGCUACCCACCCAGAGUGGCUGUAAGUGCUGAAGGUCGUGCGGAGUUCCGCUUCCACGUACCCGAGGGGUACCCAGGCCUGAUGCCCCUGACCAUCGCGGGCAUCUCCAAUGGAGGGGGCCGCCUCUGCAUCUGGGACGACGGCUGCAAAGAGCUGGGGGAAGGUGGCGAAUUCCAAACGGACUACAUCCCAGGAGAAGGUUUUGCACACACAUUCAGUUUGAUGCCAGCCGAGUUUGGUUCUGAAAGGCUUUUCAUCUUCGAAGAGGUCUGCCUGACGUAA
Messenger RNA from Symbiodinium natans, 2598 nucleotides. Lineage: Eukaryota; Dinophyceae; Suessiales; Symbiodiniaceae. The record is from the annotation of a GenBank genome assembly.